AUGUCCGACAGCGAUCAUCUAUUCGAUGGGUUCGUUGGCUACGUCGCAGAAGUUUCCAUCAACUCGGAAUCGCCGAUUACAAAGUAUUCGUUGUCGAGAAGUUUCAAAGAUCUCUGCAAAUUGAAUAUCAACGACAGAUUCUUUUGUAAUAAAUUUGACCAAAAAGUUGUCGAGCGUAUCCUGAAAUCAAAGUACGACAUCGAAUUGAAAGCGAGAAUAUUCUUCGUCACAAGCACCCCAGUCACCUGGCCGGAUUUUCUAGAGGAACUUGGAAAAAUCGCGACUUACGAACUGGACAGUCAUUAUCGAUUGAUAAGGUACGUGUCGAAGGUUGACGGCGUGACGAAAUUCAAAGGAGAGCAUAGAAAAUGGAAUGGAAGAGGACGGGCGGUUCAGAUGGAUAGUAGCGAGGUGCCAACAGAGCCGAAUAGGGAUGAUGGAGAGGUGUUCGGUGUGGAAGAGGAAGUGGAGGAUCCGGAGAUUAUUGAGCCACCGAGAGUUCCCGUUACCCAGCCACAAAUGCCGCCACCACAGUAUAUGACUCCUUGGAUGAGAGGCCCCGCCUACCAGUUUGUGGUACCUGGAAGCCAAAUGUAUUAUGUGUCACAACCUGGACGUGUAAAUCCAGAAAGUUCUACGCCGGAAGACGAUGAAGGGAGAUCGAAGAGACAACUCCCAGUGAAUAAUGAGCCAGGGCCAUCGACGAGUAAUAACAGAGACCCUCCUGAGAUGGAGCCAUCACCCAAGAAAAUGAGGAAAUCAGUGGAGCCAAUUUUUGAGGAGAGAAAAGUUGAGGAUCUGAUCAUAUUAGAGCCUCCAAUUGUGAAUCAACCACUAAUUUCACGGAAUCACGGAUCGUCUUUCAUGGAUACCAGUUCUUUAAUUAAUCACUACUCAAAAUUCCUACGGGAAAUUUAUUUCUUCCACGGAGAAGUUUCUGGAAGUUUCAAUCGGGAGAUCAAGGAUUUGUAUACGGCGGUGGAGAAUCAGAAUCAUGGAAUGAACAUUACCCCAUCAAAGAUCAAGUCUCAUCUGGAAGUGUGCCUUGAUGAGAUCUGCGCUGAUAAAACGACCGAAUCUGAUGACACUUUGAACCUGACCACAAUGCUAAACGAUUUAAACCAAAUGGCCAGACACUUGGGAGAUGAUCUUUCGUUGAAAAUCGUCCCGUUGGUCACGAUAUAUUUGGAAGAAACAAAGGAGUCGGAUACUGUGUCGAAAAAAGGGGCAAAAGAGGCAAUUGAGAACAUGAUUAAUAGAUUGAAGAAAUGUGCAAAAUCAUCUUGA
Molecule: messenger RNA, 1287 nt
Organism: Caenorhabditis remanei
Lineage: Eukaryota; Metazoa; Nematoda; Chromadorea; Rhabditida; Rhabditidae
Exons: 5
Coding region: 1-1287 (428 amino acids)
Source: RefSeq, a predicted model, not a curated record